Molecule: messenger RNA, 2415 nt
Organism: Daphnia magna
Lineage: Eukaryota; Metazoa; Arthropoda; Branchiopoda; Diplostraca; Daphniidae
Product: ribosome biogenesis protein BOP1 homolog
Exons: 10
Coding region: 86-2362 (758 amino acids)
Biological process (GO): maturation of LSU-rRNA from tricistronic rRNA transcript (SSU-rRNA, 5.8S rRNA, LSU-rRNA); ribosome biogenesis
Cellular component (GO): preribosome, large subunit precursor; PeBoW complex
Molecular function (GO): ribonucleoprotein complex binding; protein binding
Source: RefSeq, a predicted model, not a curated record
AUAUUUUGGAAAUUGCAAUGAAACAAUAGUUGGGUUUACACGGUCUGGCAAUGCUUUGAUUUGUACACACGUGGGUCUGGCGAAAAUGGCGACUGCUUCGAAAUCAGCUAAACGUCGCUAUGAAAUUGUUGAAAACAAAGGAAAUUCAGAAGAUGUGGACGAUAUUAUAGAAGCACAAGUCUCGGAUAAUGCCGAUGACAGCACUGAUGAAGAAUCAAGUGAAUAUUCAGGUUUAGAAGAUGACGAGGAGGAUGAUAGUGGUGACGAAGAAGAUGAAUCUGCCUGGGAGGAAGCAAGUGACGAGGACGAGGAGGAUGAUGAUCAAGAACAAGAUAUGAGUACUAAUGAGGACAGUGAAGAUGAUUCCGAGGAUAAAGUGGCACCUACCGCUAUCCCUAUUGAACAAGUUGGGUCCUCUGCACCUGUUGAAGAGCCAGCUAGACCAGUAGAGGAUGAGUAUGCUUAUGAUUCUUCAGAUGAGGAAGACUUAAGAAACACUGUGGGGAACAUUCCAAUGAACUGGUAUAAUGAAUACCCUCACAUUGGUUAUGAUUUGGAAGGUAAACCCAUCCUCAAACCCAAGCGAGGAGAUGAAAUUGACAACUUCUUGCGUAAAAUGGAGAACCCAGAGUCAUGGCGGACAGUAUAUGAUCCACAGACUGGACAAGAUGUUAUCUUAAGCAAUGAAGAUGUUGAACUCAUAAAAAAUGUGAUGGGUAGUAGAAUACCUGAUGGAAGUUACAACCCCUAUGAACCAUGGGUGGAUUGGUUCACCAAUGAAGUGAUGGAAACACCUGUGACGGGUAGGCCAGAACACAAGAGAUCUUUCAUUCCAUCAAGGGUUGAAGCCAUCAAAGUCGGUCGAAUGGUUCAUGCCAUAAAGAUGGGUUGGAUGAAACCCCGUGAAGCGAAAGAUACAUCUGUCGAACGGCACAAGUAUUAUUUGAUGUGGAAUGCUGAUGACAAGUCAGAGGAUGUUCGCCGAAUUGAAAAUCCUAUUCCUGCUCCUAAGCCUCGACUUCCAGGCCAUGCCGAAUCCUAUAAUCCACCUCCAGAAUAUGCUUUCUCUGAAAGGGAAAUCACGCAAUGGAAUCGUUUAUCAGAAACCCCUUAUCAGCGCAAAUUUCCCUUUGUUCCAAAGCGUUUUAGCUCGCUUAGGGCAGUUCCGGCUUACGACAGAUUCGCCCGUGAACGCUUUGUUCGUUGCUUGGAUCUGUACUUGUGUCCACGUGCAAAGAAGAUGCGUUUGACCAUCCAACCAGAAGACCUUGUUCCGCAGUUACCCAAACCACGAGAUCUUCAACCGUUCCCGACCGUUUGUUCUAUGAUUUUCAAGGGACACAAAGGCCUUGUUCGUACUAUCAGUCACGAUCCGUCAGGACAGUUCCUUAUUUCUGGUUCGGAUGACCAAACUCUCAAAGUAUGGGAGGUUGCUACUGGUCGUUGUUUUAAGACCUUCGAAGUGAAGGGUACGGUUCGUUGCGUUUCUUGGUGUCCGAACUCCGCCAUUGCCUUGGUUGCUGCCGCAGUUGAUAAUAAUGUUUAUUUAAUCAAUCCUGGCGUUGGGGACAGGCUUGUUCAAGCGAAAACAGAUGAAAUUCUCAAAGAAAUGCCAGCACAGACAGAUUACCUUAUUCCCCAGAGAGUUAGAGCAGUUUUGACGUGGAACGAGCCCGACAAGGAGCAAUGGGCUAGUGGAUUCCGUGUAAUUUUAACCCACUUUAAGGCCGUGAAACACGUGGCUUGGCAUUCAAAGGGCGACUACUUUUCUUCCGUCAUGCCAGAAGGUGACAACCGUUCCGUGUUGAUUCACCAGCUCUCUCGACGCAGAUCACAGCUACCUUUUAGCAAAUCAAAGGGUCUCGUUCAGUGUACUCUUUUCCAUCCACUUAGACCUUAUCUCUUUGUUGCGACACAACGCCACGUUAGAGUUUAUAAUCUUCUCAAGCAAGAACUAACUAAAAAAUUGAUCACUGGAGCUAAAUGGAUUUCGUCGAUUGCAGUUCAUCCAGGUGGUGAUAACGUCCUCGUUGGUACUCACGAUCGUCGUCUUUGCUGGUUCGACUUGGAUCUAUCCACCAAACCCUAUCAAGCCCUGCGUCACCACGGUCAAGGAAUUCGUGCUGUGGCUUUCCAUAAGCGUUACCCUCUCUUUGCUUCUGGAUCGGACGAUUGUUCUGCAAUUGUAUCACACGGCAUGGUCUACAAUGAUUUGUUGAAGAAUCCAACUAUUGUCCCGCUGAAGAAACUGCGUGGACAUGACAAAUUUGACGAUUUCGGUGUUUUUGAUGUUCUUUUCCACCCAACUCAACCUUGGUUGUUUACUAGUGGAGCAGACGGGACGAUUCGACUGUACACUUAAGACGUUACGCCUUGUGUGCACUCAAUUGAUUAUUACAUGAAUUCACCUCAUAA